Molecule: messenger RNA, 1314 nt
Organism: Peronospora matthiolae
Lineage: Eukaryota; Oomycota; Peronosporomycetes; Peronosporales; Peronosporaceae
Source: the annotation of a GenBank genome assembly
AUGGACGCCUCCUCCCUCCGCAUCUCCAAGUUCGAUGGAACUAACUUCCACGCCUGGAAGUUCAAGAUGCAGAUGGUGCUGGAGGAACGGGACCUAUGGGAGGUCGUCAGCGGUGAGAUCAAGGCGGAACAGUGCGAGACUCAGUUGGACCAAGCGACGUACAAGAGGAAGUCAAGAAAGGCGAUGGCAGUGAUCUGUCUAGCCAUGGAAGAUUCCCAGCUACCGUUGGUCCGGUCGGCAAGUGGUGCAUGCGACGCAUGGUCAAGGUUGGAAGACCACUUCGAGAAGAAGAGUCUUGCCAACAAGCUGUUCUUGCGCCGUCGCUUCUUCACGACAAUGAUGGAAGAAGGCGACGAUGUGCUCGAACACAUCAACAAGCUCAAGACGCUGGCGGAACAGCUAGAAGCGGUGGGGGCUCCAGUCUGCGAGGACGAUCUGGUGAUCACACUCCUCGGCAGCCUGAGUGACUCGUAUCAAUUCUUGAUCACAGCUUUGGAGUCGCGCUCAGACACUCUUAGCUGGGAGCUCGUGACGUCUCGACUGCUUCAUGAAGAAAUGAAGCGGAAGGAGCAAGGAAGUAAAGGUGAUGAAGCUUCGCAAGGUCAAGCGUUCAUCACAAGGGACAAUCAGCGCAAAGGGCGACCAGUGAAGAAGUCCUGGCCGUGCCACAAUUGCGGAAAGAUUGGUCACUGGAUGGCGGAGUGCCCCUCGCGCAUCCAAGAAAACACGGAGAGACACCGGCCACAGCGUGCUCAAGACAGCGGCGACCGCUAUCGAUCACAACGUGCAAACGUCGCUCAAGAAGAAGACUCGGGCGACUACCUCUUUUCGAUCGGUGAAACGACAUCUGCGAAAUCGAGCGACAUCUGGCUGGUCGACUCCGGGGCGACGCAGCACAUGACGUGCUCCAAGAAGUUCAUGCGGAACUACAAGGGGUUUGACGCUGUGGAUGUCCAUCUCGCGGAUGAUGGAAUCGUCCAAGCAAUCGGCAGUGGGGACAUUGUCAUGUCGAUGAAGACACCCCAAGGGAUGAAGAAAGGUGUGCUCACAAACGUGUGGCACAUCCCAAAGUUAUCCAGAAACCUGUUCUCGGUCGGCCGCUUCACCAAGGAUGUCGGCCCAGUGACGUUCACGAAGGAUGGGUGCUAUGGAGAAGCGAAAGGGACCAAGUGGAAAAUUGGUGCCCGUGAAGGUAAAGGACUGUUCAAGCUGCAAAUGACUCCAGUGGCGCCGGAACAAGCAAAUGCAGCCAAGUCGUCGGGAUGUCAAGGGGGCACCAAGUCGUACCUCUGGCACCUUCGGCUUGCCACAUAG